GUCUUCUUCCUAUAAAUACCUCCUCUCCCUCCCACCGAAAUCACCAUUAACACAACUCCAUACUUCAUUCGUUAACCGAAGCCUUUUUCUCCAAGAUAUCAACCAUGUCGGACACCUGCGGCAACUGCGACUGCGCUGACAAGACCCAGUGCGUGAAGAAGGGAAGCAGCUACACUGCUGACAUCAUUGAGACUGAGAAGAGCAUCAUGACAGUGGUGAUGGAUGCUCCGGCAGCCGAGAACGACGGCAAGUGCAAGUGCGGACCAAGUUGCAGCUGCACCAAUUGCACCUGCGGUCACUGAAGCCAAUCUGAUAAUUAAAGUACUAAAUUAAUGGUGAAUAAUUUGUGUUGCAUGCUGUGGGUGUCUGAGUGUGAAUGUUUGUUGUGUAAACUGAUCGGACAUUGAUUAUAUCGUAUGUGUCUGUCUGUGUACUUUGAUUUCAGAGUCAUGUAAUAUUUGGCCAUGUGGUUGAUGAUCAAUUAAAUGCAGUACUAUUAGAAUAAACACCUCUUCUAAUGAUUA
Carica papaya (papaya) is the source of this 524-nucleotide messenger RNA. Lineage: Eukaryota; Viridiplantae; Streptophyta; Magnoliopsida; Brassicales; Caricaceae. The record is from RefSeq and is a predicted model, not a curated record.